Aphis gossypii (cotton aphid) is the source of this 680-nucleotide messenger RNA. It is a transcript of the gene MED9, whose product is annotated as mediator of RNA polymerase II transcription subunit 9. The coding region runs from base 171 to 479 and encodes 102 amino acids. Lineage: Eukaryota; Metazoa; Arthropoda; Insecta; Hemiptera; Aphididae. The transcript has 3 exons. Gene Ontology annotation, biological process: regulation of transcription by RNA polymerase II. The record is from RefSeq and is a predicted model, not a curated record. Gene Ontology annotation, molecular function: transcription coregulator activity. Gene Ontology annotation, cellular component: mediator complex.
GAACAAAAUUUUUAAAAUUGUAGUUUCAUUUAUAUUAUUUUUAUACUCAUCAAUAAUUACUAUUAGUAUAUAUUUAUUAUUUAGUAUUUACUUGUUAGACUAGUGUUAAUGAUUAGAAACUAUGUUUAUGGCUUAAUUAUCUUUAAAAAUUAUAAAUAAAAUCAUUAAAUAUGGAAAAUACUCUUACCGUCAACGAUGUGGAUACUGAUUUUUUACCAUUAAUUCACGAUAUUAUAAAAAGUGGUGAAAGGGAAAAUCAUGAACCACAGAAAUCAGCCCAAGAAAUAUCACAAAAAAUACAAGAUCUACAAAAAAAAAUUGAUCAAGCACGAAGUGAUAUUCGUAAACUACCAGGAAUCCAAUACAACAGUGAGCAGCAGUUAAAAGCUAUGGAUGAUCUUCGACAAUCUUUGCAAAUGAAAAGACAACUGUUAUUAAAAUAUAGACAUAUGUAUUCAUUUGACGUUCCAAAGUAUUGAGACAAUAUAACACAAUGGAUUUGUGUAAUUCAUGUUUUAUUAUGUGUCUGUGAACAUGAUUUUAUUUUCAUUUUUUUUUUUUUUUAAUAAGUAAAAUUAAAUUUUUUUUUUUGUGAACAUUACAGAAUAUAAAAAAAAGUAAAUAAAUAAAAUAAGUAUUUGUAUGAUACUUAUAUUGGCCAUUGAGCAACCAUCUCUAAA